AUGGUUGGACCUUGCACUGUCGACUUUGUUCUGGGCAUCAUGUCCUUACUGGCACCCCCAGGCAAUCUAUCUCCCCGUCCCCGUCAUGAGAUCGUGACGGGCAGCCGACUGUUCACCGAUCUCCCUCCAGAUCCAGAGGCGUGGGAUGCCGACACUCUGCAACGCCUCGAAAACACGCUAUGGGCACUCUUCGAUAGUCCCUUGAACGUGCCAGCCUUUGAGCUGUUCGUUCGCUGCCAAAUCCUCACACCCCGAUGGAUGCGGUCGCUCAUGCGUUCGGGACAGCAAAAGAACUUUCCGGUCCUUCUGCUUGCUAUGUUUCAGUGGAUCACCUACGACCCGGCGGCCAUUCCCUGCGACACUCACGAUAUCACAACAUUCUUGAUGUCGCACAAGGGAUUAAAGCCAGAGGUUAUCGACCUGAAAGCCAACCCUCAAGUAUAUAUGCGAGGCCUCGUCAAUAUCACUCUCCGUUGGAUGUUGAACUCCCGCUUGGCGUCUUUGCCUCGCCUGGGCCGGGUUAAAGACUUGUACACGAGCUUAGGUUCACUUGCUCACAUCCGACGUUUUAUAGAGGACAUUGAGACUGCCAUGUAUCCCCGCCGAAAUGUGGUAUUUACGUAUUUGAGCAGCAGGAAGGUUUGUGCGCUUGUCAACGUUGGAUCUGUCCGACUGUCGCCGCACUAUCUGUCGGAUUGGCAUGUGUCGUUUAGAGAGUUAAAUCGGAGCACCCGAGGGUCGGGUCGGAGCCCGUUUCAAAGAACUGUCGGGACAAGAUCCGAUGGCCCCAUCCAUCUUCGCUACCUCAUCUUUAACUUGACCCCCCGUGGACGCCAAUCGCCCCGUUUCCGCAACGACGUCCUGUUAAGCGGCAGUCUGUUCACCGACCCCCCUCCAGCUCCAGAGGCGUGGGAUGCGGACGCUCUUCAAUGCCUCGAAAGCACACUGUGGGCUGCUUUCAACAGUCCACUGGACUUCCUCAACUUCGAGUUGUUGGUCCGCUGCCACAUCCUCACACCCCGAUGGAUGCGGUCGCUCAUGCGAUCGGAACAGAAAGAAAGCUUCCCUGUCCUGCUGCUUGCCAUGUUUCAGUGGAUCACCUACGACCCCGCCAUUCCCCGCGACACUCACGACAUCAUGGCAUUCUUGAUGUCGCACAAGGGACUCAAGCCAGAGGUCAUCGCUCCGAACGCUGACCACGUCAUAUGCCGCCGGGCCGGUGCUGCCAUUACUCUGCGCUGGAUGUCAUUACCUGACCCAGUCCAGCUUACAGACCUGUACAUGCCCUCAGCCAUGGAAACGAUCGCUCAGAUCCGACGUUACGUAGAGGACAUGACGUUGGACGACGACGAGGACAGCGACAUAAACAAUGUCGGCGAGUUGAUUGACUGA
Molecule: messenger RNA, 1392 nt
Organism: Fomitopsis serialis
Lineage: Eukaryota; Fungi; Basidiomycota; Agaricomycetes; Polyporales; Fomitopsidaceae
Exons: 10
Coding region: 1-1392 (463 amino acids)
Source: RefSeq, a predicted model, not a curated record